AUGUCCAACAACGAAUCCAGUGUAAGCUAUAAUAAUAGAAAAUAUCUAGAAGUGUACGGGUACUUGUCGAAAAAUGUCACGUGGGAGAUUCAAGAGGAUCGACGUGAAUUUCUUUAUCAACUCGAUGCCGUCAUCAAAAAUUGGAAAGGCCAACUUCCAAAUCUUCUAGACUUCUUCCGGAAAGAAGUGAUUUAUUGGCUUUUGAUGGAAUCCGCCACAGACGCAGAUGAAGACGCAAAUGAAGACGAAGAAGAAGACGAAGAUGAAGACGAAGAUGAAGACGCCAGCGAGACACCAGGGGAACGAUUCAUCGAUUUUGUGGCUCGCAGCGGCUACAAAGACGCGCCCGAAAUGGAUAAAGACGGAAAGCCUCUGUUGCGUCGCACCACAUUAGUCCAUCGUGCGUUUCGAAAUAAUCGCAGUUACUACUUAGUCUCUGAUCUCUUUAAAAUAUACGACAAAUUUGACGUAAAUUACAUGGACGAAGAUGGAUUAACACAUCUUCACGUGGCUUGCUGGUAUGGCCUCGACACCAUCGUCGAAAAAUUCCUUGAACUCGGGCAAGAUCCCAACGGCUUUUCUCAAGACAUGGGCGCGAGAUAUCCUGAUCCGCCGCUAUACCUGGCUCUAUCCAGAGGCCAUGAGACGGUAGCCGAAUUGCUGCUGAGAAGAGGCGCCGAUGUGCUUCGAGUCAGUGCGGACAGAACAACUCCUGUGCACAUGCUUGUCGAGAACGAUCACCAUGUUUCCUUCCUUCCGACAUUUUUCGAGAUUAAACAUCUGACGUUGGUCAACGCCAUGAACCAUGUUGACCUUUCACCGUUAGAUUGUGCUGUGGUGUUCAGGAGCAAGAAACUGAUGGAAUUGCUGUUAAGACACGGCGCGAAUCCAAAUUUGCGCAACAAAUAUGGAAAUGCUCCAUUGCAUACCAUUUGCAAGCUAUGCUGCUGCAUUGACUUGGGUGAGUUAUUGGAGAAAUUUUUCGCCAUCAACGACGAACUCGGUAACACAGUCCAGGUCAACGCUCAGAAUAAAUACGGUCUCACACCAUUGCACUUGCUUUUGGCUACGCUGAUUGAUAGCGAAACAAUCAUCGCACGCAAUAACACACUCCAAGAUUACAACUAUCGGGUUGACACACCAUCGCUCUUGGUUCUGCAGAAUAAAAAAAAAAAUGCAGUUGAACUGUUGCUGAGAAGGGGUGCCGACCCUAAUUUGGCUAGCAAGGAAUUAGGAGUUACCCCUCUGCACUUCAUAUGUACGGAUGACUUGGCGGAGAUGUUAUUUGAGAUCUGCGAUGAAAAACAUCAGAUAGUCAAGGUCGACGCUCGGGAUUAUGAGGGUUGGACACCAUUACACGAGGCAAUAGCUAAUGACAACAUAAACUUGGUAGAAAUUUUGCUAAGAAGAGGCGCUCGUCCGAAUAUAGUCGACAAGCAAGGAUCGACUCCUUUGCACUAUAGUUGCAAGAGAGACAUCAAUAACGAAAACAUGGCAAAGAUGAUAUUUCAGAUUUGCGAUGAAAAACAUCAGAUGGUCCAGGUCGACGCUCAGGACAAUGAGGGUCGGACACCGUUACACGAGGCAAUAGACAAAGGCAACAUAAAAUUGGUAGAAAUUUUGCUAAGAAGAGGCGCUCGCCUGAACUUAGCUGAUAAUAAGAAAAUUACUCCUUUGCACGCAAUAUGCAAGAGAAAAAAUGGCGACGAUGGCUUGCUGAAGAGAUUUUUCGAGAUCAACGACGAAUUAAAUCAGCUGGUGGAGGUCGACGCCAAGAACGAGGAGGGCUCGACGCCGCUACACUUGGCUCUAUCCCAUGGAUGCAAAAAAAUGAACCAAUUGCUGUUGCAAAGACACGCCGAUCCAAACUUGGCCAACGCAGAGGGUCAUACUCCUCUGCAUGUUAUAUGUCAGAGAGAAGAAGACGAUGUUGACUUGGUGAAGAUGUUAUUCGAGAUGAGUGACAAAUUGAAUAAGCCGAUCCAGAUCGACGCCCGGGACAAAUUCGGCUGCGCACCAUUGCACUUGGCUUUGAAUGGCGGCCACGAACAAAUAGCCGAAUGGCUGCUGAGAAGAGGAGCUGAUAUAAAUUUAGCCAACGUGAAAGGAUCGACACCGUUGCACAUGAUUAGCGCGGGAAAAAUGGACUACGCUGACUUUUUGCAGACGUUUUUCGAGAUCAGCGACGAGCAAAGGCGGCCGGUGAAGGUCGACGCACGCGACAAUGAAGGCAAAACGCCGCUCCACCAUGCUAUAAGUCACCGACACAAGAAGCUGUUUGAAUUACUGCUGAGAAGAGACGUCGAUCCGAAUGUGGCCGAUAACGAUGGUUCGACAGCUCUGCACACGAUUUGCAUGGCCGACGACGACAACGGCUGGGCGACGAUGUUGUUUGAAAUCAGCGAGGAAAGGAAUCGACAGGUGCAGAUCGAUGCUCGGGGCUUGUACAACUUAACACCACUACACCUUGCACUGGUAAAAAAAGAGCUCAGGGAGGUGGCAGAAUUGCUUCUGAGAAAGGGCGCCGCUACGAAUUUAGUCGAUUCGGAGGGCUCGACUCCUCUGCACACGGUUUGCAAGUACGCCGAUGACGAUGACCGCGUGAGGAUGUUGAUCGAGAUCAGCAACGAAGAAAAUAAGCCGGUGGAGGUCGACGCCCGGAAUAAGUUGGGCCGGACGCCGCUACACCGGGCCCUGGCCAAAGGAAACGGUCAGGGGGUCAGGUAUCUGCUGAAAUUAGGCGCCGACCCCAACUUGGCAGACAAGAAUGGAUUCUCGCCGUUGCAUGUCAUCAUCAAGCAUCGUUACGACGACGAUAAAUUGUUGAAGCUGUUCUUCGACGCCUGCAAAGAGGUCGAUCGGCCGGUGCAGGUCGAUGUCCAAGACAAGAACGGCCGAACGCCUUUACAAUGGGCCGUAGCGAAUCUGUACCUGAACGUGGUCGAUGUACUUCUGGAUCAAGGCGCCGAUCUGUCCAGCUUCGUUUUUCCCAGCAAGAGCUUUUUCGUCGAGAGAUUCGGAUCGAUAAGUGAGAUGGACGAACGUGAACGGCUUGGGUUCAGAUUAGCAUUAGCGUCUAAAAUUGUUGACGUAGUAGAGCGUCUCGAGGAAAGAGGAUAUGAAUUUAAUCGUAGCGAAGCCCUGGAUAUCAUGAGUUCGUUCGCCGAGUACGGAUUGUUUGAAAAGUCAGUGGACCUUGACGAAUAUUGUUACGACGACGAAGAAUUUGUGAGCAAAUCGAAAGAGAUAAUGGUGAUUCCUAGUCUGUCGCUUCACGACCUUAUCCGAUUGAGCCCGAAAGAGGCGGCAAAACAACUAAAACAUGAGAACUAUGUCGAGUUAGCGCGCUCGAACAAAUUGUCGGAUCUUCCCGAAGGCCACAGGGAGGUUUGUGCUCGGCAUCUGUGCGAAAAACUGUCCAGAGAAUUUUUUUGGCCUUGGGCACUGGAUGCGUUCUAUGAACUGCAACGCUACCAGCUACCGGUCAACUGCUGUGAAAUGAUCAUUAAAAACCUAAAGAACGAGGAUUUAUAUAAUAUUUGCUUGGCAUCCAUACUAGCACCGGCGAAAGCUCGUGAUUGCUCGCUAGUUUCGUUGUCAUAA
Trichogramma pretiosum is the source of this 3603-nucleotide messenger RNA. Its product is annotated as ankyrin-3-like. The coding region runs from base 1 to 3603 and encodes 1200 amino acids. Lineage: Eukaryota; Metazoa; Arthropoda; Insecta; Hymenoptera; Trichogrammatidae. The transcript has a single exon. Gene Ontology annotation, molecular function: protein binding. The record is from RefSeq and is a predicted model, not a curated record.